AUGAUGACAACAAUAAUGAAUUGUAAAAGCAAAAAUGGCUUGCUUUUGAGAUUGUUAUAUCUGCAAAGUAUAUUUAAUUUGGCUCAAUUGGAAAAUGAUAAUUUAGAUUCACUGGAAAAAUUGAGACAAGCUUUAAAUCAAUCAAACAAUUCAAUUAUCGCUUUCUAUACAAAUGCUAAUGUUGUGUCAACUAGAAGUUUAUUUAAAGGAGUUCAUUUCAAUUAUACUUUAGUUAAUAACAACUCCUUAAUAAUACAAGGUGUAAAGAAUGGUUCUUAUAUAGCCGGAUGUUUAAUAGGGAUUUCAGAAGAAGACAAUACUGUUUUGAAUGUUAUUAGAAGUGGUAUUAUAGAAGGUCAUGCAAUUUUUACAUUACCAGAUGUUUCAAGCGAAUAUCCUCAUGGCGCUGCUAUUGAAGCAUCAGGAAAAGAAUUUCGAAAUGCAAUUAAUCUAGCUAUUAUGAGAAUGCAAGCACAAGGAAUAGAUUUUGAUUUAGCUGCGAAAUAUCAUGAAAAUAUAGUUGAUGUGAGAACUUGUAAAAUUGACAAUACCGAUGAAUUUCCUAUUCCAAAUCGUGUCGAAGCUACAGGUUUACUAAAAACUGUAUUAGAAAAAAGUAUUGUACUGGUAGGUUCUUUUGGAAAUUUAAACAGUACUAAACCCGAUGAAGGCGAUCAAGAGUUCUCAUUUCAUUCAGCAUACUUAAAUGCAAUUCUGGACGAAUUCGCGCAACUGAGGGGACCCGAUGGUAUUGCAUACGGAAGACCUAACGUUCGACGAGUUUAUGCAAGAUCAUCAACUGCAAAUUUACUAAGAGGACGUGUCUAUAUGACAGAACCAUAUUUUCUUAUAGACAAUGUAUACACUGGUUCCCAAGAACCUUGUACAAGUAAUUCAGAUUGCGUAAAAGCGAAUACGGCAAGUGGCUAUGAAAGUUGUACGAACAAUACAUGCAUAGGAUAUACUCGUCCAAUUAGUGAAAUAUUCAAAUUAAGUUGUUUAACAUAUGGAACAGAAGCUUUGUUUAUUACAAAGAAAAUUAAUAAUGAACACGUGGCAAAUCAGUCUAAUACCAAAAUACCUGGGGGUGUGCUGGCUGCGCUUAUCUUACUAGCAGUUUCUUUAACGGGAACCAUUGUUCUUCUCGUUUUCAUGGCUCUUAAAGAACGAAGAGGAAAACCUCUAUUUGGUUAA
This is a messenger RNA of Rotaria sp. Silwood1, 1194 nucleotides long. NCBI's taxonomy places the organism in Eukaryota, Metazoa, Rotifera, Eurotatoria, Philodinida, Philodinidae. The record is from the annotation of a GenBank genome assembly.